UUUCAGACUAUUUACGAUACCUUCCGAAAUGACAAGGACAAACUAGAAACCUUGGAAAAAUGAAUUUGAACCCCCAUCUCGCUUCGACAUCCUCCUCUACAACAUCAUCCACAUCAUCUACCGAGUUUCCACGUGUAACUGUGAAUUCUCGUCGUGCUCAUUUACCUCAUCACUUAUCAUCAAAUGGCAUCCAGCAACCGCACAUUUACGCUUGUUCAGAUGAAAAUUCGUAUUAUGCGUCUCCGAUCUUCUUGACUCGAACGAUAGACGAACCUCCGAAAAAACCUGCGCCAACGUUAAGUCGACAGUCCACGUGUCGGCCGACGAGUCAACUUUACCUACCGAGCAAGAAAAGGAAAACUAGGAGUUGCUUGGGCCGGUUAACAACGCUGGAAACGUUGCUUCUAGUAUUUCUUGGUCUCCUUAUCACCGCUCUUCUUUCUGUGUUAUUUUUAUGGUUAUGGGUACUUGACGGAUACAAAACGUUCACUGAUGGUCGACCGAUAUAUCCGUUACCGUUUGAAAAUUCGUCAGUUGCAGUCGAUCGAUCAGCAAAGAAUCAUAAUGACGUGGUAUGCACGUCACGAGAGUGUGUACGGCUCGCAGGUUUUUUGGCUGAAAAUUUGAAUUCAAAGAUAAAUCCGUGUGAAGAUUUUUACGAAUUCGCUUGCGGUAACUACGGACUGAACAAAAAUCUCCCAGCCAACAAGCCACUUCGUCAUACAAUUAGCGAUGUGCAAUCACGACUGAACAAACAGGUCAAAUCAAUGCUUCAAUCGCCGAUUUCCGCAAAUGAAAAACCGUGGGAUAAAGUUGCAAAAGGAUAUUAUCAAAAGUGUUUGGAUGAGGAAGAAUUAGAAUCCACUGGAGUUGAGGCAAUGCGGGAUAUUGCAAAGAGGAUUGGAGGAUGGCCAACUCUAGAAGGAGACAAAUGGCAAGAAUGGUCCCAUUCUUGGGAAGAACAAAUUGCUCUGGUACUAAACCUGACUGGGGUGAAUGCAGUGAUUCUUGAGAUGGCUGUGACCCAUGAUCCAUCAAAUAGCAGUCGAAGUGUUAUUGAAUUGGAUCAACCAAAAUGGGGUGCAGGUUCCCGUUAUCCAUACCUAAGUGGUGCCAAUGAUCCGAUGCUGCGAAAUUAUACAACUCUCAUGAAAAUGACUGCAGUCGCAUUGGGAGCUGAUCCAGCAAUUGCCGAAAAAGAAAUGAAUGAGGCUAUGGAAUUUGAAUUGAAGCUAGUGAACUUCUCGGCAGAUGAUAUGGUUCGAAGAGAUCCUGAGAGAGGAAAUAAUCGAUUCGAAUUGUGGCAAUUGAAAAGUGUUUUUCCAUUUAUAAACUUCGAAAAGUACCUUAAAACCGUAUUCAAGGAGUUGGUGGCGUUGUCUCCAAACCAUACAGUGAUUGUCAGAGAGAUCGAUUAUUUUGUGGGAAUUCAGCACGUGCUCCAAUCAACUCCAAAACGUGUUCUGGCCAACUACAUCUCAUGGCGUUUGGUCCAAGGUGGGCCGACCGGAGACUAUUUCAGUUUCUCACCAUUUUUGCCACCAUCUGCACGUGAGCCAUUCUAUCAAUUCAAAGCAAAUCAAACUGGAAUGUUCAAUAGUCCACCACCAGACAGAUGGGAGGAUUGUGUAACUCUAUCAGUAAUUAUGAUGGACAUGCCAGUUGGACGACUGUUUGUGGAAAACUUUUUCGAAAAGGAAAGAGCUAUGAAAAAGAUGACCGAGCUCACUUCCUAUCUCAAAAAUGAAUUCAUCAAACAACUUCACGUACUCGACUGGAUGGACGAGAUAACGAGACGUCGUGCAAUUUCAAAGGCAAAUAUGAUCGAGUAUAAAUCAGGAUUCCCAAUGGUUUUAUUCAAUGACACUUGGAUGGAAAAGAAUUGGGGAAUGAUUAUAAAGCCACGCGAAUAUUUACUUCAUCUCACAAUUCGUGUAAAAUUGGUCAGAUUCACAGAAGAGCUUCUCCGUCUUGAUCAACCAUUGGAUAGAAGCAUGUGGUUCCAGAGUCCUGCUCAAGUUGAUGCAUAUUAUGCUCCAAAUAAUAAUGAAAUGAUCUUCCCCGCGGGCAUCAUGCAAUUCCCGUUUCUAACUCUUGGAGUUCCAAACUACAUCACUUACGGAAUGGUUGGAGCAGUCAUUGGACAUGAAGUAUCUCAUGCAUUUGAUGAUCAGGGAGGACAAUACGAUGAAAUGGGGAAUUUGAAUGAUUGGUGGGAUGCUGAAACAGAGGAAAAGUUCAUCGAGAAAACAAGAUGCUUUGUAAGGCAAUAUGAGAAUGUGCACGUAGUUGAGGCAGAUAUUCAUUUGAACGGUCAACUAAGUCUUGGAGAGAAUAUUGCUGAUAAUGGAGGAGUCAAGACAGCUUUUAACGCGUACAAGGCAUGGAAAUCAAAUACAACAGGAAUCAGUGAACCUGCUCUACCAGGAUUCCAGAACUUCACCAGUCAACAGAUGUUCUUCUUGGCUUAUGCAAAUAACUGGUGUUCAUUGGUUCGUCCAAAACAUUACAUUCAAAUAAUUCUAACAGACGUGCAUGCUCCAUCAAAAUAUCGUGCAAUGAUUCCACUUCAAAACCGUCCAGAAUUCGCGAAAGCGUUCCAAUGUCCUAUUGGAUCCCCGAUGAAUCCAGAGAGAAAAUGCCAAGUUUGGUAGUUUUUUGUUUUAAAAAACAAUUUGUAUUAUACAUUUUCAUUUUCCCCAAAUUAUAACUUCUCGCAACCGGUUUUCUCAAUGUGCAACAAAAAGAGUUCAGUGACUUUUUCAAAAUUUCCCGCCAAAGUUGAUUUUUUUCCAAAUCAUCUUCCCAUUGCUUUAUUAAUUUUUCCCCGAGUGUGUUCUAUAAUUGUUUCAACGAAUUUUCUCUUAUUUUUUAGUUAUUUUUUUGCCAUUUCGAAUGCUUCUUCUCCACCGAAAAUCGCUAAUUUGAUCUCAUUAAUUCUAUCUCCAAAGUCUGUUUUUCUUGUGAAAUAAAAAUAAAAAUGUUUC
Messenger RNA from Caenorhabditis elegans, 2987 nucleotides. It is a transcript of the gene nep-21, whose product is annotated as Neprilysin-21. Gene Ontology annotation, biological process: proteolysis. Gene Ontology annotation, molecular function: metallopeptidase activity; metalloendopeptidase activity. Lineage: Eukaryota; Metazoa; Nematoda; Chromadorea; Rhabditida; Rhabditidae. The record is from RefSeq and is marked reviewed. The transcript is spliced from 15 exons. Bases 60 to 2654 code for a protein of 864 amino acids. Gene Ontology annotation, cellular component: plasma membrane.